GGAGGAGAAGGUUGCGGCGGGUUUGAAAGCGGCAGUUUCCUGGCAGCUUGGGCAGGCGUUGGUCUUCGCGCUCCAGCUCCGCAGCGGCCACGAUCGAUUCAGCGACGGGUGUACGCGCGCUUCUGCGCGCCCCCGACGGAUUUUUCACGUUCCGGCUCUUCUCCUCUCACCUCCCCGCCCCCCGCCUCAGCCUUCCCGCCGCUCGGGCGGGGAGCCCGGGGGCCAGCCGUCGGCAGUGACCCCGCCCGAAACCCCUUCUGGAGCCGCCCGGGGACAAUUCUCUUCUCCUUUCUUCAGCCUAAUCCGGGGUGGCCCUUGCGGAGCCGGGUCAGCCCCGGGGAGCGCAGCCGGGAGAGGCGUCCGAGGGGCGUCUCGGGGCUUGGAGCGGCCGGGCCCCCAGCGGGCUGUGGUCACGGGUGGCCGGAGCGGCGAGGCCCCCCCCCCUCGCCGGGCUACGCGGGCCGCCCGGGGCCCCCAGGCUGAGAGGGGCCCGGAGCGGCGCCCUAGCCGCCCGCGCGGAGUCUCCCCUAUGGUGCAGCGGGGUUCGGGAUGUCGAAGACGCUGAAGAAGAAGAAGCACUGGCUCAGCAAGGUGCAGGAGUGCGCCGUGUCCUGGGCCGGGCCUCCGGGCGAGUUCGGCGCCGAGAUCCGGGGCGGUGCGGAGCGCGGCGAGUUCCCCUACCUGGGGCGGCUCCGCGAGGAGCCCAGCGGGGGCACCUGCUGCGUCGUCUCGGGCAAGGCUCCCAGUCCCGGGGAUGUGCUGCUGGAGGUGAACGGGACGCCUGUCAGCGGGCUCACCAACCGGGACACCCUGGCUGUCAUCCGCCACUUCCGCGAGCCCAUCCGUCUCAAAACUGUGAAGCCAGGCAAAGUCAUUAAUAAAGAUUUGCGACACUACCUGAGUCUUCAGUUCCAGAAAGGAUCAAUCGACCACAAAUUGCAACAAGUGAUCAGAGAUAAUCUCUACUUGAGAACGAUUCCAUGCACUACAAGGGCUCCCAGGGAUGGGGAAGUACCAGGGGUGGACUAUAAUUUCAUUUCUGUUGAACAAUUCAAAGCACUGGAAGAGAGUGGAGCAUUGUUAGAAAGUGGAACAUAUGAUGGAAACUUCUAUGGAACUCCCAAGCCUCCAGCAGAACCCAGCCCUUUCCAGCCAGAUCCUGUUGAUCAAGUCCUCUUUGAUAAUGAGUUUGACACAGAAUCCCAAAGAAAACGAACUACGUCUGUCAGCAAGAUGGAAAGAAUGGACAGUUCUCUUCCCGAAGAGGAAGAAGAGGAGGACAAGGAAGCUGUCAAUGGCAGUGGAAAUGCAGCAGAAAACAGAGAGAGGCAUUCUGAAUCAUCUGACUGGAUGAAGACUGUUCCAAGUUACAGCCAAACAAAUAGUUCCAUGGACUUUAGAAAUUAUAUGAUGAGAGAUGAGAAUCUGGAACCACUGCCCCAAAACUGGGAAAUGGCCUAUACUGACACGGGGAUGAUCUACUUCAUUGAUCAUAAUACCAAGACAACCACCUGGUUGGAUCCUCGUCUUUGUAAGAAAGCCAAAGCUCCCGAAGACUGUGAAGACGGAGAACUUCCUUAUGGCUGGGAGAAAAUAGAGGACCCUCAGUAUGGGACAUAUUAUGUUGAUCACCUUAAUCAGAAAACUCAAUUUGAGAAUCCUGUGGAGGAAGCCAAAAGGAAAAAGCAGUUAGGACAGGCUGAUACUGGGUCUUCAAAACCAGAUGUGGAAAAAUCACAGUUUACUCGUGAUCCAUCCCAGCUUAAAGGUGUCCUUGUUCGAGCAGCGCUGAAAAAAAGCACCAUGGGAUUUGGCUUCACCAUUAUUGGUGGAGAUAGGCCUGAUGAGUUCCUGCAAGUGAAAAAUGUGCUGAAUGAUGGUCCUGCAGCUCAGGGUGGGAAAAUUGCACCAGGUGAUGUUAUUGUAGACAUCAAUGGGAGCUGUGUCCUUGGUCACACCCAUGCAGAUGUUGUUCAGAUGUUUCAGUUGGUACCUGUCAGUCAGUAUGUAAACCUCACACUGUGUCGUGGUUACCCACUGCCUGAUGACAAUGAAGAUCCCAUCAUGGACAUUGUUGCUGCUACGCCUAUUGUCAAUGGACAGUCAUUAACCAAGGGAGAGACUUGCAUGAAUACUCAGGAUUUUAAGCCAGGAGCAAUGGUUCUGGACCAGAAUGGAAAAUCAGGACAUACCCUGGCCAGCGAUCGUCUCAAUGGACUGUCAGAUCCAAGCGAGCAGAGAGCAUCCAUGGCAUCAUCAGGCAGCUCCCAGCCAGAACUAGUGACUAUCCCUCUGAUCAAGGGCCCUAAAGGCUUUGGGUUUGCAAUUGCUGACAGCCCAACUGGACAGAAGGUGAAAAUGAUAUUGGAUAGCCAGUGGUGUCAAGGCCUUCAGAAAGGCGAUAUAAUUAAGGAAAUUUACCAUCAAAAUGUACAGAAUUUAACACAUCUCCAAGUAGUGGAGGUGCUAAAGCAAUUUCCAGUAGGUGCAGAUGUACCACUGCUUAUUUUAAGAGGAGGUCCUUCUUCACCAACUAAAACUGCCAAAAUGAAAACAGAUAAAAAGGAAAAUUCAGGAAGUUUGGAGGCCAUAAAUGAGCCCAUUCCCCAGCCUAUGCCUUUUCCACCCAGCAUUAUCAGGUCAGGAUCCCCAAAAUUGGAUCCUUCUGAGGUCUACCUGAAAUCUAAGACUUUAUAUGAAGAUAAACCACCAAACACCAAAGAUUUGGAUGUUUUUCUGCGGAAACAGGAAUCAGGGUUUGGCUUCAGGGUCCUAGGAGGAGAUGGACCUGAUCAGUCUAUAUAUAUUGGGGCCAUCAUUCCUCUGGGUGCAGCUGAGAAAGAUGGCCGGCUCCGUGCUGCAGACGAACUGAUGUGCAUUGAUGGAAUUCCUGUUAAAGGGAAAUCACACAAACAAGUCUUGGACCUAAUGACAACUGCUGCUCGAAAUGGCCAUGUGUUAUUAACAGUCCGAAGAAAGAUCUUCUAUGGUGAGAAACAACCUGAGGACGUCAGCUCUCCAGCCUUCAUUUCAGCACAGAAUGGCUCGCCCCGCCUGAACCGAGGUGAAGUCCCAGUCAGGCCUGCUCCCCAGGAGCCCUAUGAUGUUGUCUUGCAACGAAAAGAAAAUGAGGGAUUUGGGUUUGUCAUACUCACAUCUAAAAAUAAACCACCUCCAGGAGUUAUUCCUCAUAAAAUUGGCCGAAUCAUAGAAGGAAGUCCAGCUGAUCACUGUGGAAAACUGAAAAUUGGAGAUCAUAUCUCAGCGGUGAAUGGGCAGUCCAUAAUUGAGCUCUCUCAUGAUAACAUUGUCCAGCUGAUUAAAGAUGCCGGUGUCACCGUCACAUUGACCGUCGUUGCUGAAGAAGAGCAUCAUGGUCCACCAUCAGGAACAAACUCAGCCAGGCAAAGCCCAGCCCUGCAGCACAGGCCCAUGGGACACUCACAGACCAACCACAUACCUGGGGACAGAAGUGUCCUAGAAGGUGAAAUUGGAAAAGAUGUCUCCACUUCUUACAGACAUUCGUGGUCUGACCACAAGCACCUGGCACAGCCUGACACUGCAGUGAUUUCAGUUGUAGGUGGUCGGCACAACCAGAGCUUUGGUUGUUAUCCAGUGGAGCUGGAGAGGGGCCCCCGGGGCUUUGGAUUCAGCCUCCGAGGGGGAAAGGAGUACAACAUGGGGCUGUUCAUCCUCCGUCUUGCUGAGGAUGGUCCUGCCAUUAAAGAUGGCAGAAUUCACGUUGGUGACCAGAUUGUUGAAAUCAAUGGGGAACCUACACAAGGCAUCACACAUACUCGAGCAAUUGAGCUCAUUCAGGCUGGUGGAAAUAAAGUUCUUCUUCUUUUGAGGCCAGGAACUGGCUUGAUACCUGACCAUGGUGAUUGGGAUAGUAAUAAUCCUUCAUCUUCAAAUGUGAUUUAUGAUGAACAGUCACCAUUUCCCCCACAUUCACAUUCUGCUUCCACAUUUGAAAUGUCUCAUGUACCAGUAAUUGAAGAACCUUUAAUGAGUGUUCAGAUACGUGAGAAGGAAGAAGAAUUAAAGAACAUUGUGCCUGAAAAGAAAAGCACUUUAAAUGAAAAUCAGUCUCUUUUUGUCCAGAAAAAUGUGAAUAAGAAGGAUCCACCCAGUAGUCAUGGGCACAGUGAGAAAAAAAAACUAUUAAAGGUUGAAAAUGAUGUCACACGAAGAGGUAGAUCUGCUAGCCCCAAAAAGCCAGCCAAUCGAUUUUCAGAGGAACGUGUGGAAAAGACUUCCAGUCUUCUGAAAAAUGACCCCAAAAGAAAACCCAGAGAUCGAUCGCUCAGUCCCAGGAAAGGGGAGAAUAAAAGUUGUCAGGUCAGCACUAGGGGUGGUUCUGGCCAAGAUCACUGCAGGAAAAGCAGAGGACGAUCUUCUAGCCCAAAGAAGCUGCAAAAAAUUGAAGGAAGCAAAGACCAACCAAAUACUGAAGCCAAAUUAUUAGCGGGUGAGCGUCGAAGAGCAGGGGGUCACACUAGUGACAAUGCUGAGCAGAUCCUAGAUGGGAAAGAAAAAUCCAGUGUCAUCAAGAAAGAUACAAAGCCGAGUCAGUCUGGAAAAAACAGAACAAGAUCUCCAGAGAAAAAAAACAAGAGAAUGGAUGAAAAGUCUCUUCUAUCCAAAAAGGCUAAUAACACUGCCAGUAGAGUACUAUCUGAAAAUGACAAAGGAAAGAAAGCAACCUUAGGAGAAAUAAGUCCUGCUAAAGAUAAAAUAGGAGAAAAUGUCAAAAUAUCAGAAAAGAAGCUGAAGCAGGAAUCUGAAGAUAGAAUGAUUUUAAACAAAACAGAAGAUCACAGGGGGAAAGAACUGGAGACAGCUGACAAAAACAAAGAGAGUGGAGCGUUCAAACCUGAAAGUAGCCCACCAGUUAAGAAAACACCAAUAACUCCAGGGCCCUGGAAGGUGCCAAGUGCAAAUAAAGUCACAGGCCCUACUGGUGUGGCUGAGAAACGGCAGUGACCUUUAGAAUAGAACAAAGGAACACAAAUUCUAAUCUUUUCUAACUAAAAAGCAGCAUUUAAAAAACAAAAAAGGUAAUCCCCCUCCCGCCUCUGAAAUUUUGAACCAUACAUGAGUACAUUUUAAUUUGAGCAUCAAGUUACCUAGGCUGCAUGAAGGGCCUUUUGGAUUGCUAAGAACCAACUGUCCCCUGGCUGGCUGCCCUCCCUUGUGUUAAAGAAGGAGCUGCAUCCGUGCUCAUCUUGACGUGCCCUGCUCAGGCUGCCCAACCUGUCGUCCUGAGUGUCGGAACCAAUGACAUGUUGAUAUUGACAAUAUGAUCACCACUCACUUUGUAGUCGUGCCAAGUUAUCUACUGUAUCAUGUCUGCUUUAUCCUCACUCAGAUAUUUUCCAUAGAAAAAGCUAGGUUUGACUUGGAAGUUGUUCUCAAUAGCAUGUUGCAUGUUUACAGAGAGAAAUUAAGUCCUUGCAAGAGAGAUUAACUCAUCAUUUAAAGAUGGUAGUUACUUCUUACAGCAACUGAUGAUGUCCUAGUUUAAAAGUAAAACCCCCAAACGUAAGUACUCUAAAGAAAAAAAAAUAUAGUCAAGCAUUGGCACUUUCUUUUGACUUUUUAUUUUAAUUUGGCUGGAUAAGGUUGUUUCAAAUAACUGAGAAAGUUAUUACUUAAAACUGAAUGUUCAAAAUGAGGAAGUACUUCAGCAACAAAGAGUUCACCUCCUGUUGCAUUAUCAAGCCUGAUGUAGUUACAGCAUCUCAAAUCACCCUUUCUAUUGCAGUUUUCAUUAUAAAACCACAAAAAAGCAUGUGCAAAUACUGCGUAUUGCUCUUAGGAAGAAGGUACCAAAUUUCUAUUUCUGACUCCCUUGGUUCUAGCGCCUACUAAAUGCAUUAGUCUUUAACACAUGAUAUAUAUUUGAAGAGUAAAAAUAUUAUAUAGUUUGUGAGGGACUUAACCAUGAAACCAGUUUCAGAGCCUGCUGCCAGAUAAAUUAUCCACUCAUCUGGCAGCAGCUGUACAAAGUUCAGGUGUUCAGAAGCAGAACCUUUGUAAGGCCUGCCCAGCAAGGACAAAAAUACUGAUAGAUAGUACUUGCUGGAUCUUACUUACUUUUGAUUUCCAGCUACAUUAACUUUCUUGUUUAAAAACAAGAAGGGGAAACUAAACAUCUGCUAAGCUUGUACACAUUUUCAGAGUUCUUUUUUUAAAUCUAAUUAAAGAUGAUUGUUGGAAAUUGGAGACAAGUUUUUAACUCCAUAAAAAAGAUUCAGGUUUCUCAAUACCCUAAAGUAGCAUUCAGUGGCAUCUAUAAAUAAAGGAGCAUUCUCAGAACAAAUCCAUUUUAUGGAGUAUUUGAAUACACUUGUUCUGUCACCCUGGGUUCAUCUUGUUGGUGUGAAACACAUUAUGUCUAGGUUCUUCUCUCUCAGAGUCUGACUGUAAACGCUUUAAUAUAACAACUGAAUCAGCCCCUGUAGAUAUGACAUGCUUCCCAGAGUGAGAUUUUUGAAAUCCCUUUUCAUCCAGAACUGUAUUCAACAACCUACCAUAACUACUUGAAUAGAACAAAAUUAGGAGGCUUGGUAAAAAUGCUAAGAAUUUAGUACCAAGGAAGUGAUUUAUUUUCCCUAGAGUCUACAAUUAGGGAUAAAAAUCCUAAGAAUUUAGUACCAAGGAAGUGAUUUAUUUUCCCUAGAGUCUACAAUUAGGGAUACAAAUCCUAUUUUUAUUGUUAACUGUGACAUAACUUUGAUGUCAUGUUGUCAGUCUAAUGUGGCUCUUCCUUUCUAAAUAACCUGUCACUGUACUGAUUAUAUACUGACUUAGCCAUGUGGCCUUGGAAUGCUAAGCAAAUUAUGGAUGUACUGGUUGUAAAUUAUAUAAUGUACAGUAUCUUUAUAUAUACACUUGAGGUUCUGAUUAGAGAAAGAGAUCUGUAAAUGGCUUGUUAUUUUUUAUAUAGAUAUUAAAAAACAAAUACAAAAAAAAAUUCAUAGCAUUCAUUUCUUUCACCGUCAGAUUCUUUAAUGUUGCUUCCUAUUUGUGGGGCCAGUUCCCAUCAUAGCCUGAGUCCUCAAAUAGAUUUUGUCCCUCCAAGUAACAAACAUCCAAAGACCUACAACAAGGACAACUCUUAGGUUGAUGAAUUUAUUUGUAAAGCUACACUUUUUAUCUGUUUGUAAAGCGC
Choloepus didactylus (southern two-toed sloth) is the source of this 7177-nucleotide messenger RNA. It is a transcript of the gene MAGI3, whose product is annotated as membrane associated guanylate kinase, WW and PDZ domain containing 3. Lineage: Eukaryota; Metazoa; Chordata; Mammalia; Pilosa; Megalonychidae. Gene Ontology annotation, biological process: signal transduction. Gene Ontology annotation, molecular function: protein binding. Gene Ontology annotation, cellular component: cytoplasm. Bases 550 to 4986 code for a protein of 1478 amino acids. The record is from RefSeq and is a predicted model, not a curated record. The transcript is spliced from 21 exons.